CAACCACAUCACACUGUGCUAUACCAGCGAGACCCAGCGAGACCCAGCUCGGGCGCCGAAGUCUUCUUUCAGCCUACUUACUCAACGCCAACAUUUUCGUUCUCAACAACAUGAACCGUAUCUACAGUCGCGCUCUUCUGCACAACACCCCUCCUUCAGCUCUUCUCAAAGUGCCAGCCCGCCGUUGCUUCCAUCCCGAGCCACGAUCCUUCCAGAACAGUGCCCACGGCGCGCAUCGAUUCAUCUAUAGAUGGACCAUUCAAGCGAUCGGCACUCCCUUCGCUGUUGCCUACCUCUGCGAGAAGCUCUCGGAGCGGAAUGAUGGCGAGAGCAGCUUCAAGCUAAGCCUGCCCGAGAUUGAUACGGGGCUUUUGACCGAGCCGGUCCGGAUGAAGAGCCAGGUUUGGGGACAUAUGCGCGUGAAUUGAUGGAUUGGCUAUGGGCAGGUGGGCGGGAUAUUGAGGGGCGCAGAGGAAAAUGCGAGGUCAGCUACAGACGUCCCUGCACCUCUGAGUGCUUGGGUUUGCAUAUUAUGGAGCUCGCUUGUGCGUUGAUACACGCAGUUAGCGCUUUAUUCAUGGGAAACAAUUGUACAGCAACGACACUGGGGUAAGAAUCGUUGUCUUUGACAGAGGUUCGAAUCCCUUAUUCUGCGCAUUCCUUGGGAACAUGCCAACGAGGAUGCUGCAUUGCCUUCAUCGUCCACUUCCGCACUGAUCGCUGCACGAUGCUGGUGAUAGGAUUGCAGAACGGCAGGUAAGCAGGUUUGACGCCAAAGAGGGCUUUUGGACGCUGGGAUCAUGGUGGCUUCUGGUAGCAGAAUCACAGGGCUGCCUGAGCCACCUGGACAGUCUCCAUGUCGAGCCUCGUGCUCUCGAAUGAUGAGUACCAACCAUACCAACUGAGAUGUCGACGGCGUCAAGUGCUUCGAUGACAGCCUCUUUGACUUCUAUCUGCUCUAAAUCCUCUCGUUUUUGGCUUCACGGUCUCCCCCGUCCAGGAUGCUGGGCUUUGAUUGACUGACGGUUUAAACUGUUUUGUUCUCGGAUGGCACUGUAC
This is a messenger RNA of Cladophialophora immunda, 1059 nucleotides long. RefSeq lists its product as uncharacterized. Bases 111 to 428 code for a protein of 105 amino acids. Lineage: Eukaryota; Fungi; Ascomycota; Eurotiomycetes; Chaetothyriales; Herpotrichiellaceae. The record is from RefSeq and is a predicted model, not a curated record. The transcript has a single exon.